UUUGUGUAGCGACAGUUGUAAUGCUGAUUGUAGUGUGUUUUGUUGUGUUGUUAUGUAUGUCGUGCGCGAGAACGAGUGCAGAGCAGUAGCAGCUAAGCAGCAACUAAACGAGUCGUAAGCAGCAAGAAGAGUAGAGGCAGCCGUCGUUUCUCGUCCGGUUUCGUCGGGGUUUUGUGUAGUGGCAAUUAUCAACCAGGUGACAUUACAAGCUAUUGGCAGUAAAGUUACGGCUACCGUAUCACGGAACGGUGUUUCGUCGUUUUGUCAGAAUCCGUGUCAAAGCGAUUGCUGUUCGACGUGCGUGAUUUCAAAAUGUGGUGAUACCGGGAAACGUGAAUUCUCUGUUGGCUGAUAAUUUACGCUCGACGUCGCGCUGUUGGUUAUCUAUCAGAAAACAAUAAGCAUAAGUGAGUGGGUUUCCAGCGAAGCAAUAGUGCCAUAUUUUAAAUCCACCAUCAUCAUCGUGAUUAUUAUCAUCAACGCCAGUAAAGACCAAACGCUAACGGAUUAUCGAAACAGGUACAAGCUGAAGGAAAAAAUAAUAGAAAAAACGCUCCCAGCUUAAGCAGUGCAAAUCAACGCCAUGAAUGACAAGUUACACAGCAUUGGGAAAACCAGUUAUCUCCUCUAGCAGAUCACGCUCUCAGAGGUAUAACGCGGAUAGUGCUAAGUUAAAGUGAAAGAAACAACAACAACCACUAAAUAGUUGAAUAGAAAAAAAAACACAAUUUCGUGUUUGAGGAAAAGUGCAUUCAGUGUAAGCCAUUUUUGUAUGAAAGUCAAUCAAACCGUUACGAAUUACACGCUGAGUGAAUGAUCGAAACAGUGACCAGUAGUGAACGGCGGUCCAGCAUUCCAGGCGGAGAGAAAACCAUGUCACAUUUUCCUUUCCGAGGAUCGCCCACGACCCAGAGUACCACACCAUCAGCGCCAUCUGCCCCGUCUUCUCCACCCGCAGCACCAGUGGCCAUGGCCGUUACUACGACAGUUCCUCCAGGAGCCCGCAGUACAUCACCAUGUUCUGCUACCUCAGGCCCUCCAACUUCCGGUAGCGGGCGAUGUUGUGAUACUGGGCGACCAAUCUUCACAGAUCCCAUCUCGGGUCAAACGGUGUGUUCGUGUCAGUACGAUCUGAUUAACUACCAAAGGUUAGCUAGUGCGGGAAUAGCAGGACCCGGCGGAGUACCACUGUCAAUGUAUAGUGCGCCCUACAGUCCAGAAACUAUGGCUGCGUACUUUCCAGCGAUAGGAGCCGACCAGGCGCCGUUCUACACAAAUCCAGCCGCUGCCGGCAUCGAUUUGAAAGAGAACCUCGCCGCAGGCGGUGCACCGUGGCCUUACCCCUCCGUUUAUCAUCCGUACGAUGCAGCGUUCGGCUACCCCUUUAACUCCUUUGGAAUGGACCUGAAUGGAGCGCGAAGGAAAAACGCCACCCGCGAGACCACGAGCACGCUUAAAGCGUGGCUAAAUGAGCACAAAAAGAACCCAUAUCCGACCAAAGGCGAAAAGAUUAUGCUAGCGAUAAUCACGAAAAUGACGCUCACGCAAGUAUCCACGUGGUUUGCAAACGCCCGCCGUCGGCUGAAGAAGGAAAACAAGAUGACCUGGGAGCCACGCAACCGAGUGGAGGACGACGAUGUCAACCUGGAUGAUGACGAUGACGAUAACAAGAGCUUGAAGGACGACAAGGAGAUAUUAGAUUCCAAAGACUCCGGCACGGGAUCGAGUGAAGAUGGCGAUAGACCGUCACGGCUAGAUAUGCUUGAUCGACCAGGUCACAGUGAUUGGAACGGAUCACGAAACGGCAGUGGACCGAAUUCCCCCGAUAUCUAUGACCGUCACAUGCCAGGUCAUCCCCUCCUGCAACCCUCGCACUUUCCUCCUCACCUAAGGCCGACAUUGGGUGCGCCUCCAGAUAUUAAUCAUACCCCAAGUGGCAGUACUAACCCCAACAAGCCACGGAUAUGGUCCCUAGCAGAUAUGGCCAGUAAAGAAAACAAAGACUCUGAGCCAUCCUCACCGACGGCAGGCUACCCAUCGCCGGGAAAAAUCAUUGCACCUCUCGCUGGCCGUGGAUUGAAUCCCCUGCACCAUCAUCCUUACAUGAGGCCUGAAUUCUACCGAAAUCUUUACGGGCAACAUCUGGCACCUGGAUCGCCAGAAGUUUCCCUACUUGAAUCAUACCAGAGGACAUUUGGUGCCACAUUGGCCCACAAUGGCAUCCCCGUCGGCAUCAACCCGCUAAUAUCGAAAGCAUCCGGAAGUGGGUCGCCUUUCGCACCACUCAGUCUCACCACCACCAGCCAUCCAAAUACCGCGCCCCAUCCUGGCGUGUCACCUGCCUCUAGCACCUCAUCUGGUCCCGAAAACCUAACCCCUUCAUCGCCACCAGUAGCUGUUCCCGAAAAGCUAGUGACAUCUAAACCAUGACAAUUGGAAAUCAAGUAAGGCAUCUCAUCAUCGGAUGGUAACUCUAAGAAACAUACAAUCAGACAAUAAUGACGAAUGUGAUUAUAAGUUUUCUUCUUUCAAAAGUGACACUAAACUUUAAUUUUUCAUAAAGCAGACCAACAAUUAGUGACAUAUUGAAAUUUACCAAAAUACCGACUGAGUUGAAAUCACACAUAGCGAUACAUCCAUCAGCGAUGUUCCACCAAUUCGCCAAUACACAAGAAACAUCCCCAACCUGCUCUUUUCUUACGCGAAACGCAAUCUGCGCAAAAUCCCCACAGCCGUCGGCAAAAGUGCAAAAACCCGCCGUGUGAGAAAGAGACAACUAAAUUGAACAGUUCCACCACCACGAAACAAUAAAAAAAAAUCAAGCGGAAAUAUCAACCCCAUGGGAAGGAAGAACGUUUUCUUGCGCGUUUGAUAAGUUUGGGUAUUUGUAUAUAAAACGGCGGAAUAUACUAAAGUGCAACGAAUUAGUCAUAAACAGAAAGAGAGAGACAGAGAAGGCAAAAAAGAGCACAAACGAAAGGAGGAUCGUGGUAAAGAUAAAACAUCUUCUUAGGAAAAACGGGUUUUAUUGUUUUUUUUUCAGUCCUCAGGCGCUCGCAAAAAAAAAGUAAGAAACAAAGCAAUGAUCAAAUGGGCUCAACGUUUUUGGAAAAUUCUAUCGCCCGAAUUAAAGUUUAUUACGCCCAUAAAAACACCCUGGGCGUAGUGAAUUUCAAUGCUUUCCUUCGUAUUCUCAAGAAACGGUUUUCUUUUGUACAUUGUAUAAAAAUACAAGUGUUUGUAAAAAUAAAUGCUAAAACUAAAUGGAAACAUUUAAGCAAAGUGUUGUACAUAGAUAAUGAUAUAGAUAACAGAAAAUAGUGUAUGUGAUAUUAAAAUGUAUUAAAUAUUAACUGAUAAGAGGGUAAUAAGUAGUGCGACGAGUGGAUGUUUUUAUAUUGCUUUUAUCGUUCUUUUAUUGAACGUAAAUUUUUGAGAGGCCGUUCCUUCUUUUCUUAGUCAAUCUUGUUUCUAAUUUACCUCUAAAGAUUCUUCAUCUUCCACUAGUUAGUCGUUGCGUUUAGUUUUUACUCUCUAUUUCCAUUGGUGUAAAAUAAAGACAUAUCAUGGAAAACUCACUAGAAGCCAUUUCACUAGUUCAAAGAGAAAAGAAAAGGAAAGAAAAAAAAAUACCACGAACGUUUCUCGCCUCACGAAUCUAGAACAAAAAACCAAAAAUGGUAAACAAAACAAAGUCGGUAAUUUGUAUAAUUCAACAAUCAUUCAAACUGUAGGCCACUUGUUCAAAGUUAGCAAUAGACAAGAAGACAUUGGUCCGAACGUCAGAAACGACGAUGGGGUAGAAAAAAAGUGUGUUGUACUACGGCAAGCCAACCUCUGUAAAAGUGUAUAAAAUUUACAUUAGUUAAUUAUUUAAUCAUCCUAUUUAUUUUUAUUGAGAAAUUUACCUAUUAAGUUGAAUGUUCAAGUGCAGGAAAUUACUACACAAAUGUGUAAAUCAUUUAAGUGAAUUUGACUUACUAAAACUAUGUGAAAAUCGUAUAUAUAUAUAUGGAGAAACAACUUUAUAUAUUAUUGAGGUAAUAAAAUUGAAGUAAUUGUACUGUAAAUUAUCAUACUGAAGAAGAAAAACCACAAACAACAAACCAUCGUAAUGUUACUAGUUGCAAUAAAGAAAACGACGUAUGGAAAAU
Molecule: messenger RNA, 4154 nt
Organism: Uranotaenia lowii
Lineage: Eukaryota; Metazoa; Arthropoda; Insecta; Diptera; Culicidae
Gene: mirr
Product: homeobox protein araucan
Exons: 5
Coding region: 814-2430 (538 amino acids)
Biological process (GO): regulation of transcription by RNA polymerase II; neuron differentiation; cell development
Cellular component (GO): nucleus
Molecular function (GO): DNA-binding transcription factor activity, RNA polymerase II-specific; RNA polymerase II cis-regulatory region sequence-specific DNA binding
Source: RefSeq, a predicted model, not a curated record